Molecule: messenger RNA, 198 nt
Organism: Mytilinidion resinicola
Lineage: Eukaryota; Fungi; Ascomycota; Dothideomycetes; Mytilinidiales; Mytilinidiaceae
Exons: 2
Coding region: 1-198 (65 amino acids)
Source: RefSeq, a predicted model, not a curated record
AUGAAACCCCACCAGAACAUCCUUUCGGCCCAACCGCCAGUCCACUCGGCCCCGUUCGAGGUCCCACCAAGCGAGGGAUACAAGCGUCCGCCACAUAGCGCAGGCGAUGACGACCUUCCCAGUGACGAGGAGGAUGCUUCGUCUGCGGGGAGUGUCCAGGAUGAUGAUGAGGAGGAGAGCGAUGAGUACGAAGAUUAG